GGGUCUGAACAGUGUAGCAUCACAUCUAGCCAGCUGCAUCUGAAAACCCAUUUGGAGGCUUCAUGUGACCUUUGCAUUCUGACCGAGCACAGCACUUUGAAGCAAAUACACUUGUUGCACCAGGUGAAACACUUAAUUUCAGCUGUGUGUAACCGUGUGAAUUUGAAUCGCUCCGCUCUCAUCCUCCUUCCUUCCCUCUGUGCACAGGAGUUACCACCACCCGUCCUCUCACCCGAGGGAUCCACCAACGCUCCCAGCGCUACGAAAACCGGCUUUGAGGAGGACUUGGAGCCGGGAGGGCGCGCCCGCCUCCUCCGACACAGAAGCCGCUUUCCUGUCGCCUACGGCAGGAGCGGAGCUCUCUGGCAGCGCGGGCCCCACAGCGCGGUCGGGGACAGGGACGGCUGCGGCUCCCGCUCCCGCUCCGGUCGCAGCGCCCGCCAGCCCCUAGAGCGGCCGGAGUGGGGAUCGGUGCCGGGGCAGCCCCGGAGCCUGGGCUCGGCCCCCGCGGGGCGGAGGCAGGUGCGGGGGGCGGUGGCAGAGCGCGGCCGGGAGCUGCCCUCGCGGGGGCGCGGCGCCGCCCCGCACCUGGGCCCGCCCCGCGGGGGAAGGGGUCCGCGGCAGCUCCGUGCGGUGCCCGUGCGGCGGCGGGAGCAUGCCCCGGGGCGGCGGGGGCCGGGCGCCCUGAGCAGCGCCAUGCGGGGCCGGCUGUUGGCGCGGCUGCGGCGGCGGCGCCGGGUGCUGCUGGCCCUGGCCGCGCUGGCUCUGGGGCUCUGGGCCGUUUACCUGGAGCUGGUGGCGGCGGGCGGCGGCGGCGGGGCUCUCCCGGACCGCAGAUACGAAAGCUGGAGGGAGCUGGCUAAGGCUCUGGCAGACACCAGUGUCCCAGGUGGAGACCCAAGUGCUCAGGUUUACUCUCCGCAGAAGCCAGGACAGCAGAAACCAGAGCUGCAAAGAGGUGGGAGGAAUAAAUCAAGUUAUGCAGGUGUGAACAACCCUGUCCUGUGGAUGCCAGAGUUCCAGGGCCAGGCUAAUCUGCAUGUGUUCGAGGACUGGUGCGGCAGUUCCACUGAGCAGCUCAGGAAGAACCUCCACUUCCCCCUUUUCCCCCACACACGAACUAGACUGAAGAAGCUGGCUGUGUCCCCAAAAUGGACCAACUACGGUCUCCGGAUAUUUGGCUAUCUGCAUCCUUUCACCGAUGGGGAGUUUCAGUUUGCCAUUGCUGCGGAUGACAAUGCUGAGUUCUGGCUGAGUCCAGAUGAAAAGACCUCUGGUCUCCAGCUGCUGGCCAGUGUAGGCAAGACAGGGAAGGAGUGGACUGCACCAGGGGAGUUUGGGAAAUUUCAAAGCCAACAGUCAAAGAUGGUGAGGUUGUCAGCUGCAGGCAGGUACUAUUUUGAGGUGCUGCACAAGCAGGAUGACAGAGGAACAGACCACGUGGAAGUAGCAUGGAGACUGAAUGACCCAGAAGCGAAGUUCAAAGUCAUUGACUCCAAAUACCUCUCCCUUUUUGCUAACGAGACGCUUUUAAAGAUGGAUGAGGUUGGGCACAUCCCGCAGACGUUGGCCAGUCACAUGAGGAGGCCCGCUGACAGCACAGGCAGCAAGGCACACCCAGCUGACAUGUUGAAGCCUGACCCCCGGGACACUCUAUAUGAAGUGCCUCUGCUCAGCAAGUCUCGUGUGCGCCGAGCAUUGCCAGACUGCCCAUACAAGCCCAGCUACCUGGUGAAUGGAUUCCCUCUGCAGCGCUACCAGGGACUCCAGUUUGUUCAUUUAUCCUUUGUUUACCCAAAUGAUUAUAGCCGCCUGAGCCACAUGGAGAAAGAUAACAAAUGCUUCUAUCAGGAAAACCCAUAUUACUUGGAAAGAUUUGGAUUCUAUAAGUACAUGAAAAUGGAUCGGCCGGAGAAGAGCCUGGACUCUGGAGAAAAGACAGAGCAGCCAGGCUCCCAAGAGGGGAAUCUGGAUGAUGUGCAGUAUGUGGAGCAGGAUGUGGAGAGUACCAGUGCCCCCGAGCUGCCUGGCACAGGGAAGGCAGAGCUGGAGCACAAUGCUCCCAGCAACAUGGUGGGCAGUGAUAAUGUUCAUGAGGACUAUUCCCUUCGGGAGCGCCGUCGGCUCCUCUCAGUAGUGGGUGGCGACACAGGAGGGGGGACACAGAGGAGAAGGACAAAGAGGUCUGGUGUCAAAUCAGCCAUGGUGGCUUCUGCCAACCACAGCCUCAGCCAGGCUGGCUUAGAAGGGAACCCAGUAAUGAAGAGACCCCGUCUAAAAGCUGGCAUCAAAGACAACUCCAGGAGCCCUCCACAGCACGCCAGGGCUAUCCAGAGGAGAGCAACUGUCAAAAAGGCAAACCCUCCUUCUAAGACUGUGUCUCAGCAGCCUCUCAGUGUCCCCAGGAACUCAGGGGUCAUGAGUCCCAAAGGACUGAGACCUCAAGGAGACCUUAGCACUGCUAAGGAUGGGCUGCAGCCACCAGGGACUGUGCCAGACAGGAAGGGAACUCCAAUCUCUGGCAAGGCUGGCAGACGUGCUGUGAGCACAGCCAGCCCCAGCCAGCAGCCUGGGCUGACACAGUGGCUGAACCAAGUGGAGUCCUACAUUGCUGAGCAGAAGGCGGCCAAUGGUGGGGACAUGGCUAAGGGAGAGGUGCAAGUGGCAUCUCCUGCAAAGGGCAAGUCUGGGCCUGUGGCAGCAGAAGAGGAAGAUGAAGAGGUAGAUGGGGAGCCAGAGGAGGAAGAUGAAGAGGAUUUUGAUUACGUACCAGUGUUUGACCAGGCGGUGAACUGGGAGCAGACCUUCAGCACAAGCAAUCUGGACUUCCAUAUGCUGCGCACAGAUUGGAUUGACCUGAAAUGCAACACGUCAGGAAAUUUGCUGCUAAACGAAAGGGAGGCCCUGGAAGUCACACGUGUCUUCCUGAAGAAGCUCAACCAGAGGACUAAAGGGCGGUUCCAGCUGCAGCGUGUUGUGAACGUGGAGAAGCGGCAGGACCGCAUGCGGGGCAGCCGCUACCUGCUGGAGCUGGAGCUGCUGGAGCAGGGAGGGCGGCCCGUUCGCUUCAGCGAGUACGUCUUCGCACGGGGCUGGCAGGGCAUCGGUGGCGAUGAGGAGGAGGAGAGGAAGAUGAGGAACAUGGCGUGGGGUCGCCGGCGGCACCUGAUGGCUGUGGCAGACGAGCCAGAGCUGUGCUGGCCACAGGGAUUUUCCUGGAACCACCGUGCUGUGGUUCACUUUGUGGUGCCAGUGAAAAACCAGGCGCGUUGGGUGCUGCAGUUCAUCUCUGAUAUGGAGGAGCUGUUCCGAGUCACUAAGGAUCCAUACUUCAACGUCAUCAUCACAGACUACAGCAGCGAUGACAUGGAUGUGGAGAAGGCUCUGAAACGGUCUGCCUUGCACAGCUAUCGGUACUUGAAGCUCACAGGGAAUUUUGAGCGUUCUGCCGGGCUGCAGGCGGGAAUAGACCUCGUGACGGACCCGCAUAGCAUCAUUUUCCUGUGUGACCUCCAUAUCCACUUCCCAGCUGGAGUCAUUGAUUCAAUCCGGAAGCACUGCGUGGAAGGCAAGAUGGCUUUCGCACCCAUGGUCAUGAGGCUGCACUGUGGCAUGUCCCCACAGUGGCCUGACGGCUACUGGGAGGUGAAUGGGUUUGGUCUCCUGGGCAUAUACAAGUCUGACCUGGACAAGAUUGGAGGCAUGAACACAAAAGAGUUUCGGGACCGCUGGGGUGGAGAGGACUGGGAACUCCUGGACAGGAUCUUGCAGGCCGGGCUGGAAGUGGAGCGUCUCUCCCUGAGAAACUUCUUCCACUGGUUUCACUCGAAGCGGGGCAUGUGGAACCGGCGACAGCUGAAGACACUGUAGCCUUCAACCCCAAAGCUGCUCGGCAGCACCGUCCACCGUCUCGUCUCGAUGUGCGCUUUAUCGAGGCACAGAGCCGAGCACACAAACUCUUCCUCUGCCUCCAGAGCCCUCUAAUGGGACGGCACAGCUGAGGAAGGAAUGGUCAGGCUAGGGGAGCAGGAGCUUCUCCUGUGAGCAGUUGUAUCCAAGACAUGGGGUCUGUGUCUUGCAGGGGGAAGUUGUGCAGGUGAGAUGUUGACAAGUGAAGGACUCGUAUUUCCUGCCAUGCGGUCUGGCGGAUGGUACAAUGGGAGAGGUGCCAUAUUUCCCAUUGAGUCUUGUGUAGCGCAAACCAAACACACACAAAUCCCAGCUAGGCCCAGAAUGGUUUAUUUAGAGUAACACAGCUUAUCCUUCAAAACUUGAAUGGCAAAAAGAGAAAACAGCAACCCUCCCAUUUCCCCUCCUUCCCCAUCUCUCCAGUAUCCGUGCUUUUGGACAGGGGACCAAAGGAAGUUCUCUGAACUGUAUUGUGUCCACAUGCCCAUAUGCUGACCCAAGGAAAUCUUGGGAGGAGCUCUUAGGAGGAGCUCUUAGGCACUUUAGGCUGCUGGUACUUCGACGUUUCUCUGUGCUUUUCACUUUAGUCAUUAGGAACAACUGUGCUCAUAUUCAGCAAAUUAUGGGCCAUGGGUGGAGAUGCAAGUACACUUCCCUUAUGAGAGCCAAGUUUGCCUGCAGCUGGGCAAAGUGGCAGGGAUUGAUGUUACGAGUCCACCUAAAUUACUGAUCCACUGCCUGAGAAUAGUGGAGGGGUUAUACAGAGAAGCUAGGAGGGCAUCUCAGGAGGAACUUUGCAGCCUUAUCUGACAGACCUGUGUGUUUGUCCUAAUGAUAUCAGGGAAACUCUAGCAGGGAGGAAGUGGCAAUAUUUUAUUAGUUGAAAUAUUGUGAAUUUGUCAGAAAAAGAGGAGACAGAGUGUUCUGCUCUCCAAAUCCUGUACAUUUAUGCCACAUCUAAAGGUUAAUUUAAUAAGUUAUGGCCUCACAGUUACGUCUUGUCAUAGUUUGACUUUUCUGUAAAAAGCAGGCUUCAUGGUUCAAGAACCAGCGCAGCUGUUGGUGCUUCAUGGUUGAAGAACCAGCACAGUUGUUGGUGCUUCAUCUCUGGAACAGCCCUAAGAGCAUUGGCCUGGUAUAGAGGAGGUGGCCUCAGGUCUUAGCAUAUGCACUGGGUGCAAAGAACAGGGAGGAUAGAAGAGGGUUGAGUGAGUAAAAGGAGGUGCAGACCUAUGCUGGCAUUUAUCCAAGGACUGUGAAAAGAGCCCUUGUACACAGCUGACUUGAUGCUAGAGGGAAUUCUCAUCCCCUGUAAUUCCUGUUAAUGCAAGGCAAGAUUUUUUACCUCUGUAACUAUUUUACAAGACUACAGAAACCCAGAAACCCCGGCACACUCAGUGCUCUACAUUAGAGCUUCAGUGUCCCCCUACCAUGCAGAAAAGACUGCUACUGGUUGCAAGCUUCAGGGGAGAGCGUGACAUAGGAUGUUGCUCAUGGCACCCGUCUCUGCACAGAGUGAAAAGUGAGUAAUGGAGGUAUGCAGGAUGUAUACUGUGCUGACAUGGUACUAGAGUUGUUUGCUGAUGGAAUGAAUGCCAGUUCAGAAUAGGCAUUCAUUUAUUAUUUAUUCCGUGGUGCUUGACAAGUCCAUCAGGUUCCACUAUUGCAGUAGAAAACUGAACAUGCAAGUUCUGGCACAUGAGGUAGAGAUCUCAUCAAAUCAUCUGCUUGCCUCAGACCAGGUUUUGUGACUGAUGGAGUCAGAAAAAGUCAAUCAGAUUUCAGCAAGAUUUACUGUGCAGUGUACAGCUAUGGUGGGAGCUGUGUCUCUGUGGAGCCUUUGCCAGAGUGCGGACACUGAGCAUCUCAGAAGAGGCAGCCUUAGCCUUCUGCCCAAGCCAGGGCAGUCUUUUUAAUUGAGGGAAAGUGCUUUACCCACGCAGAGACC
Molecule: messenger RNA, 5857 nt
Organism: Neopsephotus bourkii (Bourke's parrot)
Lineage: Eukaryota; Metazoa; Chordata; Aves; Psittaciformes; Psittacidae
Gene: B4GALNT3
Product: beta-1,4-N-acetyl-galactosaminyltransferase 3
Exons: 20
Coding region: 697-3870 (1057 amino acids)
Cellular component (GO): Golgi cisterna membrane
Molecular function (GO): acetylgalactosaminyltransferase activity
Source: RefSeq, a predicted model, not a curated record